Messenger RNA from Penaeus vannamei (Pacific white shrimp), 2946 nucleotides. RefSeq names its product Tumor necrosis factor alpha-induced protein 8-like protein sigmar (gene sigmar). Lineage: Eukaryota; Metazoa; Arthropoda; Malacostraca; Decapoda; Penaeidae. The record is from RefSeq and is a predicted model, not a curated record. Gene Ontology annotation, cellular component: cytoplasm. Gene Ontology annotation, biological process: regulation of apoptotic process.
CUCAAGAACAAAUUCACAACUAUAGUGAAAACCGUUAUCAGCUUCUUUGAAGUGGACUACACUUUCGACCGGUCCUUCUUGAUAAAAAACAUCAACGAUUGCCGGGGUCUCCUCAAGCAGUUGGUGGGCAAUCACUUGACAGACAAGAGUCUUGGUCGGAUAGACCAUGUUCUUGACUUUUUCACGGACGCAACCUUCUUGGAGGAGAUGUUCAGAAAGUCUUCUCCAUAUCGCCCAGCACUCAAAAGCAUUAUUGAUGAUAUGAAUAAAGCUUUUGACGAGGGUGGAAUCUGAACGUGAACAGAUUUGCAGGGUGGUUUAGCUGAGUGCAUCGGGUGAUGAAUGAGAGCAAGGCCUUAUUGAAAUGCAAAACAUGUCUGGAAGGAAUGUAUUGACAAAGGAAAGGAGGGCAGAGUGUAGCCUUUCACGAUUAUUUCAUAUGUAAUCAAAGGCUCCUCAUUCAUUGGAUGUUAUUUUGGCAUUGAUUAUAUGAUAAAGUUAUGCUACAGUAGGUAGAGAAAAGUAAGGAUGUCAUUCAUGAUAUCUAAAUCCUAGCACUUGCAGGAUAUCUUUGGAUUAAAAAAAAAAAAAAGUGAAAAAGUAAUCGUAGAGAAAAGAUGCUGAUUCUACGAUUUCUUAGCCUUGUGAUGGACCUUUCAAAAGAAAAAAACUCCAGUCAUUGAAGCUGAGAGUCUUUUAUACAAUAACUUGCCAAGAUAAGCAUCAUUGGAAAUGUCAUUUUGAAUAGCCAGUUUUUGAAAAAUUGUCUUGUCUAACUUUUUAAUUAUUAUUAUUUUUAUUAUUAUUAUGAUUAUUAUUAUUGUUGUUUCACUUUCUAGUGAAUAACUAUGCAAUUUUAUGUACAUGUAGUCUUUAGAUAUUCUUGUUCAUUAAACAGACAUAAGUAUGAAAUAUUUCAUGAAUAACUCAAAUGUUCAAGAAAUAUUUUUUUGACAAAUCAAAGUGAGAUAUGCUCCUGUGUUUCCUCAAAGCACACAAUUGCAUACAGUAUUUGCUUACCUAUAUUGCUUUAAUUUUAGAUGAUCAUAUGUGCACACACAGUAACAGAAUACAAACUUAUACCAAAAUAUAUAUAUAUAUUCUCCAUUUUUCUUAUCUUCAUUAUCUCUAUAACUGUAAAAUGCACAAACUUUAUGUCAGAGUUAGAGGAAGAAAACCUGUCUGAUAGAAUAUCUAAUUGGAAAAAUUGAAUUUAUUGUUCAUACAGUACUACAUAUAUAUUUUAUUCCUUUUUUGAUAGAAUCUCUUUCCUUUAGUCCUCUUUUAUUCAUGAUGGUAAAUGAAUGUGAGCCCGCCAGCUUUUAUUGACAUACAGAUAAUUCUGUGAUAAUUUCAUGUUAAAAUCUUUACUCGGUCCCAUAAUUAGAGCAUCAUAUUUUUAUUGUAGGGUUCUCAUUUAUGCAUAUGCACAUGUACAUGCAUAUAUGCAUAUGCUCUUGAAGGUACAGAUAGAUAUACACACAUAAACUGACAUGCAUACCCACAACCACAUCUAAAAAGAUGUAUGUACACUGACACAUGCAUGCACACGCACACAUUUCACACACACAGNACACACACACACACACACACACACACAAAUCUUCUUUUCACUCUGUGUGCUUUUAAAGCUGGCUGUGAAAUGUUAAGUGAAUUAAGUUUAUUGACUGACAUUAACAUUAUGAGUGGCAUUACAGUUAUAUAGAAACAAUGUUGGAAUAGAUAGUUCAUUUGUAAUUCAAUUUCCUUCAGAUGUAAUAUUAAAAAAGGAAGAACCUUAUAAUAAAAAAGAUGCUUUAUUUACAUAUUUAUAUUGUUGAAUUGCUUAAAAAUAUGUGUUAGUGUUAAUUUGAGAAUUCAUCUGAUUUUUGUUUUGUAUUGAUGUGUAAAGCAGUUUUCUUUUUCCUUUUACAUUAGAAGUGAAUGUACUGACUGUAUAUAUGACAAGAACAGGUUUUAAAUCCCAUCAAAUUUAUGGCAGUAUCAAUGAGAUUUUAAAAUUAAGUUAAUCAAAUACCUCUUUGCAUAAUUUAUUUUUUUGGAUUAUCCUUUUACUCUGUGCAUCACACUAGUGGAGCUUGAAUCUACUUUUGAUAUGUACAUUACCACUGCCUUUUGUAAUCAUGGUUAUACAUCUAGGCAUCAUAACUCAGUAUGUAACAGACAGAAUAUGCAAGCAGUGUGAUUUGCAAUGGAAUUCUGUUGAUGACCAUUUCUUGAAAACACUCUUCUUUUCCUCUAAGUAGUCUUCAUCUCUGUACUUAGGAUUAUAAGCAGAUGUAUGUUUAUUUAUCGCUUGAUUGUGUCCUAGCUACAGCCUGGUAAUACAUUCCGCAUAAGGAAAUGCAUUAUGAGUACAUGUGACUUUAUCAGAUAUUUUAUGAAUGGCUUAUUAAUUUUUUGGUAUUUGAUAAAAGGCAGGUGAUGAAUUUGCUUAGCGUGAGUUGUGUAGCAAAACAAAUAGGUAGGCAACAAUACAUUUUAAACUUUAUGUUGGAAAAGAUAAAGUUCAAGGGAAGUAUACGUGUGCACACACAUACAUGCACCCGCAGAAAUCCCCCAGACCAACACCUGCAUCUACUAUCUCACUCACACCUAUGCUCACUUCCAAUCCCACAUACACACUUGCUCUCAGAUGCACAUGCAAGCACACGCACAUGCAUACAAAUAUACAUACACGCCAAUGGAAGUAAGUGGUAAAUUAAUUGAAUUUGUGAGAGGAAGAAGAUUUAUAUGAGUAAUGAUACUAAUAGUAAUGAAUGAUUUAUUUAAUGAAUUUGGAUUUUACUUGACUGGGAUAAUCUUACAUAUUUCUGUAUGUAUAAAAUCAAAAUAUUCUCUGAUAUGCAAUCAUGAUUUUAUACCCUAUUUAAAAGUAAUAUAAGUAAAACAAACAAUUUUCUAUUUUCAAAAUAUUAAAUAUUCUGACUAUACAUCACAAAAAAA